This is a messenger RNA of Pseudogymnoascus verrucosus, 2310 nucleotides long. RefSeq lists its product as uncharacterized. The transcript has 4 exons. Lineage: Eukaryota; Fungi; Ascomycota; Leotiomycetes; Thelebolales; Thelebolaceae. The record is from RefSeq and is a predicted model, not a curated record. The coding region runs from base 514 to 2310 and encodes 598 amino acids.
GGGGAGGGUUCUUGGCGGCAACGUUUAUAUCUCGGCAGAUGGUCAGGGACGGGUGUAGCAUGUGUUACAACUAGUUUUCUGUGAGAUUGAAGUGAUGUUAUGCUAUAUCGGCGUGGGAUACGGGGAUGCCGACGCGCCUCCGAGCCUCGGCCGGGGUAGAGGAAGCCGAUUUUUGAGUUUCGGCGUCCACAUGUUACCCCGCCGUGCAUGAUGGCAUAUGCCCCACGGGUACAGCGGCUUCCCACCUUCGGACAGGACUGUUUAUCCCAGAUACCCCCACUUUCACGUAUCACGGUCGGGCGGGGUGGCUGUUAGGCUUCGGGGGUUCGUCGCCGUAGUGUAGUAUAUCGGGACCUGUUUGACUCUUAGAUCUCCUUUCAAAAGGUGAAGCUUUCCGUAUAUGUCCUUGGAAUCUACUGGCUGCAUACAACCACGAACUUGGCGCAAUCAAGACAGCUUCAUCGAUAAUACUAAGAAGCCACUUACUAUCAUAGACACCUACAACUGCCCAAGAUGGCUCUAAACGCAGAAGCCAUCCCACCCUCCUCAAACCCCGCAUUCGCCCAAUUCCCAAGCCGAAGGAGCGUCGUCCACAGCACCGACGGAAUCAUCGCCUGCACGCAACCAUUGGCAGCAAGAUGCGGUCUCAGGAUCUUACAACAAGGCGGAAACGCAGCUGAUGCCGCAGUAGCAGUCGCCGCCGGACUCAACAUGACCGAACCCUGCAGCACCGGCAUCGGCGGCGACAUGUUCUGUCUCUACUACGACGCCAAAACCAAGAAGGUCUCCGCCAUGAACGGCUCUGGCCGCGCAGGCGCAAACUGCUCGCUCGAAACUAUCCGCAAGGAUCUCGGGCUCAAGGAGGGGCAGGAGGGCUCGAUACCCCUGGAUAGCGUGCACGCAGUCACAGUCCCCGGAGCUGCUGCAGGGUGGGUCGACACAGUUGAGAGUUUCGGUAGCGGAAAGCUCUCUAUAUCACAGAUCCUCGCCCCCGCCAUCGAGCUGGGAGAGAAGGGGUUCCCUGUUUCUGAAAUCGCAGCUGCUUCUUGGCAACGCGGGGAAUCCAGUCUCCGCGCCGCCUCCCCCAACUACGCCGAACUCCUCAAAUCCGACUCCUCAUCCCCUGACGGCUACCGCGCCCCCGGCCCAGGAGAACUCUUCCACAACCCCAAUUUAUCCUCUACUUUCCGCGCGUUGGCUACAGAAGGGAAGGCAGGGUUCUACAGCGGCCGCGUGGGCGAGGCGCUUGUUAAAGUGCUUGCUGAUCGCGGGGGACGGCUUACGGCGGAGGAUUUGUCGAAUCAUGCGAAUUUGGGAACCGAGCACGUCUCCCCCAUCGCCCUAACAUUCAACGGGCAGAACGCCGGCAAACCCUUUUCUGCAGACGCCUCCCACGCUGUCAAGCUGUGGGAACACCCUCCCAACGGCCAGGGUAUCGUCGCUUUAAUGGCAUUGGGUAUUCUCGAAUCCUUGGAGGCCGCUGGCACAAUCCCAGCUUUCAAACCAGAAGACCACAACACAGCACCCUACCUCCACGCCAUCAUCGAAGCCCUCCGCAUAGCCUUCUCCGACGCUUCCUGGUUCGUCGCAGACCCCAACGCCGUCCGCGUCCCAACCGCCGAGUUGCUCUCCUCCUCCUACCUCGCCACGCGCGCUGCGCUCUUCGACCCGGCGCGCGCGACACCAGUGCCCACGCGCGGCUCACCGGCGUUGAAUUCCUGCGACACCGUUUACUUCGCCGUCACGGACGCGGAGGGUAACGCAGCGAGUUUUAUUAAUAGCAAUUACACCGGUUUCGGCUCCGCUAUCGUGCCCCAGGGAUGCGGAUUCACUCUCCAGAAUCGCGCGGCGAAUUUUAGUCUCGAUAAGGAACAUCCGAAUGUGCUGGCGCCGGGGAAGAGGCCGUAUCAUACUAUCAUCCCUGCCUUGACUACUAACGCGAGUGAUGACAGCUUGCACAGCGUCCUCGGCGUGAUGGGGGGAUUCAUGCAACCCCAAGGCCACGUCCAGGUGUUGUUGAAUAUGCGCGCAUUCGGGUUUAACCCCCAGCAAGCCCUCGACGCGCCGAGGGUGUGUAUUGGGGCUGGGAUGCCGGAUGAGGGGGAGGUGUUGGAUGUUACUGUUUAUGUGGAGGAGGGGGUUGAUGAGAAGGUGGUGGAGGGGUUGAGGGGCUUGGGACAUAAGGUGCAGGUUGUGGGGGGGUGGGAGAGGGGGUUGUUUGGGAGGGGACAGGUGGUGAAAAGGGGGAGGGAUGGGGUGGAUUCGGGGGGGAGUGAUUUGAGGGGGGAUGGGGGGGCGUAUCCUGCGUAG